This is a messenger RNA of Erpetoichthys calabaricus (reedfish), 9997 nucleotides long. It is a transcript of the gene casz1, whose product is annotated as castor zinc finger 1. Gene Ontology annotation, molecular function: RNA polymerase II transcription regulatory region sequence-specific DNA binding; DNA-binding transcription factor activity, RNA polymerase II-specific. The transcript has 24 exons. NCBI's taxonomy places the organism in Eukaryota, Metazoa, Chordata, Cladistia, Polypteriformes, Polypteridae. Gene Ontology annotation, biological process: regulation of neuron differentiation; positive regulation of transcription by RNA polymerase II. Bases 788 to 6661 code for a protein of 1957 amino acids. Gene Ontology annotation, cellular component: nucleus. The record is from RefSeq and is a predicted model, not a curated record.
AUUAAGCGCUCCGGCUCCACUUUUAAAUGUUAUCCCUAUCGGGUGUUGUUGGCAGCUCUCCUCGUGUUAGAAAUAGGAAAAUUCAAUAAUAAAACAAGAAAGAGAGGAAAAAAAAAAAUCGGGCAACUUUGAUCACGCAUGCUCCCAUAAGGACCGUCCUGAGCGCACAUUUUCGCGCACUUGGAAAGUGUCUGAAAGCAGCCCAAGUGCAGGUCUGUCGGAUUUCCACGUCCCAGUGUCCAGUCAAUGCCCACCCUUGCCAUUGCCUUUAGAGAGCAAUGUGAAAUAAUCAACCUUAUGUGAAGUUGUUUUAACUGAAGAACCCUGAAGAACAUGGGCUUCGACUCCUGAAGAUCACACUCCUUCAAGGUCUCAUCACUCCACCCAGUACUCCCAGUGUUGGCUGGGUUGAGUAAUCUGGGGGAGGGGGGGUUCGUCUAGAAUGAUUAACUACAGUGAAGCUGGAACUUGCCAUCUACCAGGUUGGAUACCUGUCUCUCUGUAAACGUCUACGCUACAGUGCAUCUACAGCUAUAUGAAGAACUGGGUGAAGAUUGGAUGAUUGUUAGUUACAUCCUGAAAGAGCUCAUCCUGGCAGCAUUGAGCACAAAGCAGGAAAAACCCCGAAAUGGAGAAUCUAGUGUUUGCACCACUGUCAUUUUGCCAUAUGGAGGUGCUGAUUAUAUCAUAAAAAGAGGAUUUGCCUGUUCAGGUGACAAAGCAAGAGAAAGAUACACGGUAAGCUGAAAGAACUUUAUGCACUGAAACGACCUCAGGUAAAUCCAAGAUGGCUGCUAAGAGGAAAGGUGGCCUAAAGCUAAAUGCAAUUUGUGCCAAGCUAAGCCGGCAAGUAGUGAAUGACUGUACCUCCCAGCCGGCAGAGGGCGAUCUCCGCCUGCAAGAGAGCACGGAGAGGGAGGCCCUGCUCUAUGAAGAUCUUGAGAAACCCGAGUCUGACUUUCCAGAUGGGCUUAGCCACGUGCAGGACAGAGAAGAGGAUAAGCGUCGAAGAGAGGCCAUUGAAAAAUGGGUGAACGGGGAGUACUCUGAGGAUCACGCCUUCGAGCAAAAGGUGGAGAAGAGCAAAAAAAGUGGAACUGCUGAUGAAGGGCCUCCAGAAGGAGUUUACAUGGUACAACCCAAAGGUUGUAGCGAUGAUGAGGACAAUGAGGAGGACGCAGAAGAGGCUCAGGGCUCACAGGAUGGCAGUUACCAUGAUGACAGGGACUCCGAGGGGCCUGCUCAAAAGGAGGACAGCUACAAUUCUUCCAGUGAGGCCGCACCGAGACCGUUACCAUUUUCUUCUCCAGGAGAAGGCUCUUCUCUCCGUGACUAUGCAGCCAACACCAUGAAUGAGUUCUUGGGCAUGUUUGGUUAUGAUGACCAGCAGGUGAGAGAUGAACUGGCCAAGAAGAUAAGCUUUGAGAAGCUAAAAGCUGCUACCUCAGAGUCUUCCUCCCUUUCAAGUGAGGAGGUUACCCGGCGGGCCCGCUUCUCCAAGUAUGAAGAAUACAUUCGCAAGCUAAAAGCCGGUGAGACAUUACCUUGGCCAGUCCAUGCUCCCAAAUCCGAUGACCUGAACUGCAAGUUGGGGCAUGACAAAGGGGCAUUGCUUCAAAUAGCUAGCCGGUUGCAGAGCCCUGAGGGUCACAUACUCCCAGCUGAAUCAAAGCCUGUGGUUCUCCCUGUGCCACCCAGCUCCUCAUCCAUGCAGAGCCUGGCCACCCGGGCUUCCAAAUACGACUUUUUUAUUCAGAAGUUAAAAACAGGGGAAAGCUUGCGGCCGCAGAAUGGCAACACCUACAAACGACCAUCCAAAUAUGAUUUGGAAAAUGUCAAGUACCUCCACCUCUUCAAGCCUGGGGAAGGAAACCCAGACAUGGGGGGAGCCAUCGCCUUCAAAACUGGAAAGGUAGGCCGGCCUUCCAAGUACGACAUCCGCAACAUACAGAAACUGAUGCCAGUGAAGACGGAUGCCAGCCUGAUGCCACAGACAUUGUCAGCCACAUCCAGCACACCCGGGACAGCCGGCCCAGCUACUGUGGCCGUUAGCACAACAGGUCCCUCCGCCACUUCUGAGCAGUCCACCAACCUAAACUUCAGCAAUCCUGAUUAUAUGAAAUCAAGCUUCUCCAAGACAGACUCCAUCACCACAGGGACAGUGUCCACAGUCAAGAAUGGAUUGCCAGCGGAAAAAACAGUCACAGAAGAUGUCAACUUGUACCAGAAAUAUAUUGCCAGGUUUUCUGGCAGUCAGCACUGUGGCCACCUACAUUGCGCCUAUCAGUACCGAGAACACUACCACUGCCUGGAUCCCGAAUGCAACUAUCAGAGAUUCACCAGUAAGCAGGAUGUCAUCCGACAUUACAACAUGCACAAGAAGCGCGACAACUCACUGCAACACGGGUUUAUGCGCUUCAGCCCUCUGGAUGACUGCAGCGUUUACUACCAUGGCUGCCACCUCAACGGCAAGAGCACGCACUACCACUGCAUGCAGGUUGGCUGUAACAAGGUGUACACCAGCACUUCAGAUGUGAUGACGCACGAAAACUUUCACAAGAAGAACGCACAGCUCAUUAACGAUGGCUUCCAGAGGUUCCGAGCCACAGAAGACUGUGGAACAGUGGAGUGCCAGUUCUAUGGGCAGAAGACAACGCACUUUCACUGCAGGCGUCCAGGUUGUACAUUUACCUUCAAAAACAAGUGUGAUAUAGAGAAGCACAAAAGCUACCACAUCAAGGAUGAUGCGUAUGCCAAGGAUGGUUUCAAGAAGUUCUACAAGUACGAGGAGUGCAAAUAUGAAGGCUGUGUGUAUAGCAAGGCAACCAACCACUUCCACUGCAUUCGGGCAGGCUGUGGCUUUACCUUCACGUCCACAAGUCAAAUGACCUCCCACAAACGAAAGCACGAAAGACGACACAUCCGCUCAUCUGGGGUCCUUGGUCUUUCCUCAUCCUUCCUUGUGCCCAAGGAGGAACCAGACGAUUCCAGCAACGAUGACCUUAUGGACUUCUCGGCUAUUAGCAGCAAGAACUCUAGCCUCAGUGCUUCCCCCACCACUCAGCCAUCCUCCAGCAUCCCCCUCAUGCUUCCUACACCAACUACCACCAUGUCGUCCUCUCAGGUGGUCAAACCCACUGCUAGCCUCUCUCCAGCCAGCAAGAUGUCAACACUUUUAACCCAAGCUCUUCCUAGUACCAUGCCGGUCGCUCUUACCCUCUCCAACCCAGCCUUAUCUGCUUCAAAUCCCUUUUUUCCCAUCAUUCCCCGGCUUCCACUACAGAUUCCUGUCUCUGCUACUGGUUUAAUAUGUGCAGCUUCCUCCAAUGCCACAUCAUCAUCAUCAUCAUCCAAUGAAUCGAUCCCUCAGAGUGGCUCAGCAUCUGGUGAUUCUCCAUUGGCGAUCACAUCCAGCUCACAUGCGGCAACUUCCAUAGUGGAGAAGAUUUCCGCCAGCAAGGGCCUGAUAUCACCGAUGAUGGCCAGACUUGCCGCAGCUGCGUUCAAGCCCGCUGGGAGUGUAGAGACAGGAAAUGGGCUGCAAGGGAGCAUGGCCAGGUUUAAUCUGGUUCAGGUGAAGCAGGAGCCCUUAGAUGGAAGCACAGCAACCUCCCAGGAUUCCUUGCAGGAGAAAAGUUUGGAUCUCAGCAAAAAAGAGCAGAGUAAUGAAUCAAACGGACACCCUGCACCGGGAAAUACAUCUCUUUUAUCCUCGCUUAUGAAUAAGAUUUCGCAGGCCAAUGUGGGAUUCUUCAACACACUGAACAUCAAGUCGGAGAUGGAGAACAGCCAUGUGGGCGACGGCCCUGAAGCCAUUCAGUUUUUGGGCCCAGCGGGGAAAGCUCCGCUUCAAGAGAAGACAGCCGAGUUCUGGAAGACCUACUUGAGGAGGUUUGAUACAGAAGAUUUCUGCGAAGGGACUUGUGAUUUCCUACACAAAUGUCACUUCCAUUGUCUCGUGGAGGACUGUGGCGCCCUUUUCAGCACAUUGGACGGAGCCAUUAAACACGCAAAUUUCCAUUUCAGAGCCGCAGUCAAAGUGAAAACAGAGCCGUUGCUGAACCCGACUGGUGAGAACAGGGUGCCGUCUGACUCGAACGCCUCACAGCAUCCUGCUUCAGCUCACAGUGGAGAGCUGCCUACAGUUAGCCCUGCUGCCAUCUUUACUUCUGCUCCAUCGUUGCUCACAUGGAAACAACUGACUGGCUCCAUUCCCCAGCUUCCUGCCUCCGUACCAAGCCUGGGGGCUGCUGCCUCCCAACUAGCGACCACCUCGUUGGAGAACGCCAAACCCCAAGUGAAACCGGGAUUUCUCCAGUUCCAGGACAAUGACCCCUGCUUGGCCACAGACUGCAAAUAUGCAAACAAGUUUCACUUCCAUUGUCUUUUUGGAAACUGCAAAUAUGUGUGCAAGACGUCGGGCAAGGCUGAAUCCCACUGCCUGGAUCACAUCAACCCCAACAACAACCUGAUGAAUGUCCGCGACCAGUUUGCUUACUACUCCCUGCAGUGUCUUUGUCCCAACCAGCAAUGUGAGUUCCGAAUGCGUGGACACUACCACUGUCUGCGGCCUAACUGCUCCUUUGUCACGAACAUCACAACCAAGCUACCCUGGCACAUUAAGAAGCAUGAGAAGGCAGAACGCAGAGCUGCUAAUGGAUUCAAAUACUUCACAAAGCGGGAAGAGUGUGGCCGACUAGGCUGCAAGUACAACCAGGUGAACAGCCACUUCCACUGCAUCCGCGAGGGUUGCCAGUUCUCCUUCCUGCUUAAACACCAGAUGACCUCUCACGCCCGCAAGCACAUGAGGAGGAUGCUUGGCAAGAAUUUUGACCGGGUCCCCUCACAGGUGGCAACGCACUCUCACAGAAAUGACGACUUACACCCAGUGGCAAAUUUGUCCAUGAGCUCAGUCGGAAGUCACAGCAGCUUGGGCCCCGGUUUUACAAACAUGAUGGAUGAAACAGAUGACUACAUGGAUUACAUGGGCUGUGGCAGUCCAACAGGGGCCUCGUCAGAGUCCUCAAACCCGGAUCGCAGUUGCAGUAGCACUCCAGUGGGCAAUGAGAGCUCCUCGGCAGGAUUAGGCUGCCUGGUUGCUACUACUGCUGCUGUCGCUGAUCCUUCUCCUGCUGAUCCUACUAGUACCCACAAUGCACCACUACCGCCACUGCUGCAACCUCAGCCUCCAUCUUUCCCGCAAGCCCUGCUCCGGUCUCCUCUCUCAUCCCUUCCAUACCUCCUCUCUCCAUCUUGUCUGUCAUACUCUCUACUCAGCACAGCUCUCGGAGCAGCAAGGAGCGUUGCCAUGCCGACUGCCACGCCGGGUUUCAGCCCAAUCCUUGCCGCUCCGUCUCCAGUUAAAAGUGACGUCCCCAUAGUACAGGAUGCUGCAGGGAACACCAUUUCGAUGCCUACAGCCUCUGGUGCAAAGAAACGCUUUUGGAUCAUUGAAGACAUGUCACCAUUUGGCAAGAGGCGCAAGACAGCUUCAUCAAGGAAGAUGCUAGAUGAGGGGAUGAUGUUGGAGGGAUUCCGCCGCUAUGACCUCUAUGAGGACUGCAAGGACGCAGGCUGCCAAUUCUCUCUUAAAGUCACCCACUAUCACUGCACACGAGAGAACUGCGGCUAUAAGUUCUGCGGGCGUACGCACAUGUACAAACACGCCCAGCACCACGACCGCGUGGACAAUUUGGUCUUGGACGACUUUAAGCGAUUCAAGUCCUCCCUCAGCUGCAACUUUGCCGACUGCCAGUUCUCUGGAAACAGCACCCACUUCCACUGCCUGCGCUGUGAAUUCCGCUGCACAGACAGCACCAAAGUUACAGCCCACCGCAAGCACCACGGCAAGCAAGACGUCAUCAAUGCCGCCGGCUUCUGCCAGUUCAGCUCCAGUGUGGACUGUGAAGUGUUGGAUUGUAAAUACAAGCUCAAGUGCUCACAUUUCCACUGCACCUACCCGGAAUGCAAACACACGGUGGUGGGCAUGUCACAGAUGGACUCUCACAAGCGCAAGCAUGAGAAACAAGAGCGGGGCGAGCUGCCAUCCGUGUCGCCCGGCAGAGAGAUAGCAGUCAGCGCAGGAGUCAAUGCAAGGGUCCCUCCUGCCUCACCAGGGCCUGCGGACGUUCCUGGCAGCACUGCCAACUUCCCCGCUUCCUCUGAAUAUGACAACCAGGGAUCCAUUAGCCUUGAUAGCUCACUGAACCUGUGUACCGAUGCAAACAGCUCUCUCUUCUUCUUGAAGAAUGCUGUUGGCAUCGGCCUUAAUGACUCGCUGGACCUCAGCAAAAAGGUCCAGAAUGACCUGCUGGUAGCAGCUAACUCCAUCCCCAGUGGCGCUACCAUGCAGGGGUCUCAGGAUGAGGCCACUGCAACGUCAGGAGAGGCUGAAGAUGACCUGUCAAAUGAGGAGGAGAUGAAUGCUGAGGACGAUGACGACGAUGACGAGGAGGACGACGACGAGGACGACGAUGAGGAUGACGACGAGGAAGAUGACGGGGAGGAGGAUGAUGAGUUAAACACAGACUCCUAUGAAGAUUCUGUGCCUGAGCCUGAAAGCCUGGCAAAUGAGAAAGAGAACGGAGUUUGCUUCGAUGCUUCCAGCAACCACACAGCUGCUUCCGGCCUACCUAAAAAGGACCCUGCAGCCGAGCCCUAGGAAAGGAAAGUGAAUUGGGGACUCGAGGCUGAACAAAGUGCAAUGGCGAGUGGCGUCAGUCAACACAUUAAGGAUGCAAGAAGACACUGUUCUGGAUGGCCCCAAAAUUCUUCUUAUGUUUACAAAAUGACCAACGUCGUUGAUUUCAUUAUGCAGAAGAAACGAAAGAAGGCCCCGUGAUGUGGGGGGACACGGAGCGUGUGUGCAUGGUUCUUCCGUUUGCUCCUUUGUUUCCUUUCCUUUGUUAUUUUAUCCUAGUUUGUGUGCUGGGGGGCUAGGGGCAAAAAAAUAAAAAAAAACACAGCGUGAUAAGGGAAAAGCCAAGUCACCGGACAGGCCGGUCAGCCCUUGUGGACCAGGAGCAGAGAACGAGAGGUGAUUUUAGUGAACCAGAGAGACGCUUCCUCAGGUUUGCGCUGGUCCUAAGUGGCACAUGCCCACUUCCCACACCCCCCGUUAGCCAACGGUCAGCACUUUGCAGCCGAAGCUUAAAGGCGAGCAGAGUGGGCAGCUGCCUCCUCACCCAAGCGACUUGUCUGACAGCCCGACUAUAUGAAGGUGUGUUUCUUUUUUUUGUUUUUGUUUUGUUUUAUCGUUUGUUUUUAUCUUGCUGGACCCAGGAAAACGUUUUGCACAGUGACUAAACUGCUGUCGACACCCACGUGCGAAGAUUGACGCAAUACCCCACGCCGGCUUGCCUGCCAUCCUCUACUUUAGGACUUAGAAGAAGAAAAAAAAAAAGUGUUCUCGAAGUCUGUUGAGGGGGAGGCACAAAAACAAACAAACAAACGAGCUAUCUCUGGGAUCCCCAACACCGAAUACGAUGGACCAAACCACACAUUGUCUUCCCGAUGAGCGCCGAGAGGCUCGGCCAAUGGGAGCAGGCGGCGCCCUCUCUGUUCUCUCCUUCCGAACACCCGGCAAGAAAUCGAAGAAACUCGGUGAAAUCCAUGUACAGGACAAAGAGAUGAAAUGUUGUACACUGUUUUUAUUUCAAUUCUAUUUUUGGAAAAAAAAAAAAGUCCGAAUGUUUAAAUUCAAUGUGUGCUUUUAUUUAAUAUUUAUGUCUUUUGUUUUUUUGCACUUUGGGGGGAGGUGCUAAAUAUCUCGUACGCAAUACUUUGAGACGUUCACCAUAUUGGCAUCUUGUUUAAAUAAGAGAAAAAAAUACAAAAAACAAACAAACAAAAUGGGAAAGACGAAUGUUUGCCCAACAAGUUUAUUUAAACAGAAUGAAGACAAGUGGUUGUCUCGUCACAAAGGAGUAGGGCAGAAAUACGAAGCCUCCCGAAUUUGCUGUAGCAGUGUUGAGGCCGGAAAAACACUAAUAUAUGAAAAAUAAAAUAAAAUAGACUUCACACGACUAAAAGCAAACGCAACCAUGUUCUCGAGGUCGCCCACUCUGCGCUGCACGUCGUCGAGUGUCCAUGCGAAAAGGCCUCAAACGGCGAGGCCCAGGCCUGAACGGAAGGAAGCGUGUUUUUACAAAUUGAAAUUGUUGUACAGUAUUUUCCUGUAAAAGCGAUAUAUAUAUUGAACAAAGCGUGGGGGUGGGGGGUGGGGACGGGGUGGAGGGGGGCCGCAAAGACUCUUCCCAAAAAAAAAAAAAAAAAAAAAAAAAUAGACUAGAAUUCUGUACAAAUCCUGAGAGUUUGGUUUUUGUGUGAAUUUUAUUUUAUUACAUAUGUUUUUUUUUUUUUUUUUUUUUUUUUUUUUAGAUCUAGCAUUAAUUAGGGACCUCGACAAUUUGACAUUAAGGGCCCGCUUUAUUUUUAGCACUGACAACAGCUGUGUGAUUCAGUUUUUAACUUGAAUUUUAUAUAAAAAAAAAAUAUAUAAAUGAACGAAUAAGAAAAAAAAAAAAACAAAAACAUUAGAUUUGUUAAUAUAAGUUUGUAGCUAAUUUAAUACCGUGUUCUCUUGUUUUUCUGUGUGGUUUCAUUUUAGUUUGUUUGGGAUUUUUCUUUUUUUUUGGGCUGCCUAUCCACACUGUUUUUAUUUAUAAGAUUUGCUCUCAGUUCAAUGACAAGGCAGCAUGUGAAUCUGAUACAUUUGUUAAAUGUGUGUAGAAUGAAGCGCAAAUGUAUAAAAUAUAUAUAGAAUUAUAUACACACACACAUAUAUAUAUAUAUAUAUAUAUAUAUAUAUAUAUAUAUAUAUAAUUUGGGCUGGGAAGUCGAAUAUGCACUUGGAUCAAUUUUAUGUGUGUAAAUCAUUAAAAUAUUUGAAAUGCUUCAAGCGGAGGGUGACAUGGCGCUAUACACUGCACUCUGGUAGGACAGGGUCAGGUGACCCUCGGUCAGAGCAUGCAGUUUGUUUCUCAUUUCUUUUAUUAUUUAUUUCUUAAACGAUCGCAUCCCGGUGGACGUAAAGGAACGAAUUGCAGUUUAAGCCUAGCAGACGGCCCCGUGCGGAGUUCUCGAGGAGGACAGUCCGGCCGCGCAGACCUCCACACCCGCGGCACGGCCGCUCACACUAAAGAAAGGCCAGUCCCGGAGCGCAGGCACACAGUGAAGCCGCCUCCACUUGCCACUCUCCAGUUCUUCCCUCUGUUCCUUUUUUCUCCUUUGUGAUGUUUCUUUAAUUAAAAAAGAAAAAAAAAAUUAAAACAACAAAAUGAACGGGUAAACACAAAAACAUCCGUCAAGCAGCUGGUGUCCUGUAAUCUGGGAUAAAAAAUAAACAGGAAAAUGAUAUUCAACAAAAGCAGACAGAAUGACCUCCAAAUCCCGCGUAGCUCUGCUGCUGCUGCUCAGACGACACAUCAUUUCAGUGUUUUAAUUAACCAGCAGAAAAAAAAAAUCAAACACAAAAAACACAAAACUGGAUUACGUGUCUGUGCUCGAUAGACUGGAGUAAAGUAGGAACAUUAAAAUAAAUAAAUAAAUGACAGAUGUAGCAACGAAAAAAAAAGGACAAAAACCCCCUGGCCUUCUGUACUGAAUCUUGCACACUAGGACAAUAAGCCAUCUCGAGCUCACGUCUCAUCUGAACGUCUUUGGUCGUUUUUUGGUUUUCUUUCUCUUUUUCUUUCUUUUUCUUUCUCUCUUUCUGUGGGGGUUGGGAGGCUCCAGGACACAAACACUCGACGCCGAGUCAACACUUGACUUUUUAUAGGGUUUCAAAGAAAUAAAAAUAAUUAAUUGAAAAGGUUGUUCCAAUACUUGAAUCUGAUCCCCCUGGCACCUAUGUUAUUAUUAACUGAAUAUUUUUCCACUUGAAUUUAGUGCUGUUAGAAAUUUAAUAUAUGUAUUUUAUUUAUUUGAUUUUUUUUUUUCUGCAUGACUGAUGCAAGGGUUGAGAUUUUCACUCAAUAAAAAAAAAAAAAAAAAAAAA